UCUAAACAACCAUACAAAAUCAACACCAUCACCAUGCCCUCCACCUCCCAUCCCCGUUUGGUGUUCUAUUUGCUGUGCGUGGCCUCAUUGCUGGCAGUGGCCCGUUCCGAAGCCGUUUACGAAGGACCCUCAGCACCCAGUGAAGAUCUUGCCUAUGAAGCCACCAAACAAUUGGGUCUGCUAAAUCAUCGUCUAAAUCUGCUAAGACAAGAGGAGGAAGCCCGGCAAAUAAAACUGCCCAAUAUAACAUUUAAUUCUCUAGUAAAUCGUAUACCCUGCACCUGUGACAAGGGAGUAUGUAAAUGUUGUGCAGGCCUCUUGUCGGUUAUUGGCAUGAACUCCUGCACCGAAGUAGUUUAUAGACCCGAAGAAUUCUCUUUUGAGCUGAGAAUGCGUGUCAACAAUAAUGUUUGGUUUAAACGCAAGGUCUCAGGUCAAAAUCCUCCUCCCUUUUGUUUUAGACCUCCCCGGUUUGGUUUCGCUCAGGCCUGCAUACAAUUUCAUGAUAUUUGGUUUAUUGGCAGAAAUAUGCAUGUUUGCAUGUAUAUGUCGGGCUCAUUUCAGGGUUUUGAAUUGUUUGAGAGAAACUUUGAUUGUCUUUUAUUCGGUGAGAAGGGUGUCAAAAUUGUUAAACCCGAACAGGGUUAUCCAGUGCGUCCCAACGAUGUCGAAAUAGAUGAGGGCGAUGAUGAUAUCGAGGACUAUGAUGAGAAUGUGGUAAGGAAGAAGCGUUAUUCUGUGCAGAGAGAUUUGGAUACAAAUGCCAGAGCAGAUUAAAAUACGGCAAAGAACUAAGCAAGAAUGAUGGACGAGCUUUCAUAAACAAAAGACUUUGUUAUUGUAUAAAUAUGUAGUAGAAUUUCUU
Messenger RNA from Calliphora vicina (urban bluebottle blowfly), 865 nucleotides. RefSeq lists its product as uncharacterized. Bases 34 to 777 code for a protein of 247 amino acids. The transcript is spliced from 4 exons. NCBI's taxonomy places the organism in Eukaryota, Metazoa, Arthropoda, Insecta, Diptera, Calliphoridae. The record is from RefSeq and is a predicted model, not a curated record.